Messenger RNA from Drosophila bipectinata, 1176 nucleotides. RefSeq lists its product as uncharacterized. The record is from RefSeq and is a predicted model, not a curated record. NCBI's taxonomy places the organism in Eukaryota, Metazoa, Arthropoda, Insecta, Diptera, Drosophilidae.
GCACAAGUGGGUAACAAGUACUUUCAUUUUAUUUUCAUUCAGUGCCACACUACUUCCAAAUUCUGAACACAAAUUUUAGUGCUUGUAAAAAUAUAAAUUUUAAAAUGGCUUUAAAUAAAAUUGAAGGUGUAACAAAUAUUUCAAAAAAUCUUAAUAAUUGGCGUAAUGUCGUUGUGUUUGUGUGUCAGAAGUCACGAAAUGCCCAUGGCGUGUCGCCCAAAGUGGCCGAAGAAAAGGCUGCUAUAAGCGAUGCUGCUCCGGGGAAAUCUAUGACGAAGACUACAUCGUUUUCCAAGAACUCACCAGUAAGAUUGUUUUUCGAGACAGCUCCAAAGCCGACUCAUGACAGGACCAUCGAACUGAAGAAGGCUGCCGCCCAGCUAAGUCGCAGCAACGACACUCUCAGAGCCCAUUACCAACAGAAGCGAAAUACCUUGAAAAUGGUAAAGGAGGAGGUGAAGCCGCAGACUAGUUCGAAGCUCACCGAUCUGAUGGCCCAGAAUGUCUCAACCACGGAGACCAGCCAGCAGGCACCUAAGAAACUCGCCAGCAAGAGUGAGGAUUUGAAUGCGAGUCCUACCAGCUUUGUAGAUUUUAAGCCGCAAAAGAGGAAUUCAGGGUCUUGGCAGAUCACAAAAUCUCCCAUUAAGGUCAAGAAAUCAAAGUCUGAGAAGAAGAUGCGUCAAGAGUGUCCAAAGAGACCAGUGGAAGGUGAUAAUAUUAUAUCCACUUUAAGAUCACCUCAACCAAAUAAUCGGGAAAGCAGAAAUUUAAAUUCUAAAAGCCUGAACAACUUGCAUAUGGGUGAGGUUGGGCAGAACCAAAGGCGCCCAGAGAGUUUUACCAGUUCCAGUAAUCCAUGGAAAUUCGGUUCUGUAUCCAUACCCCGUUUAAACAUUUAGAUUAUGUAUGGAUUAUUUUGAAAUCUAUUUUGGUAUAAUUUCGUUUUAAAUUCGUAAUGUGGAGACCCAAAAUUCAAAUCAGCAUUGCCAGUGAGGUGCAGUGUUCAAAAUUAUAUCGAAAGGAUACAGUCCAAAUGAAAAAAAGUCCUUGGAUACUGAUUGGAUUUUUAAAAGAUUUUUGCAAUUUAAUACAAUUGAUUUAAAUUUGAUUAUUUUGGCGGACCAGUAUGCCAAUCAAGUAUCAAAUUUAAGAAAAUAAAGUUAUGGCACCGAA